UUUCUUUUUUUGACUUUUUCUCGAGAAUUUUAUUCUUAUUUUUCCCCAUUUUUUGCUCAUCCUUUUUCCUCUUAAAAGUAUUUUUAAAAAACUAAAAAUCUGAUUUUCUUUUUUUCUUUUUUUCCUUUUCGGCGACUUUUCUUUUUGUCCUUUUUUUACAAAUAAAUUUAUUUUUAUUUAUUUUCGUGUCCUCAUCUGUUGGCAUUUGUUUUUCUUUUAACAAUUUGGAUUUAUUUAAAAGCUAACCAAGAUUUGUUAAAAAUACAUAUUAUUUGUAGAUAUUUUUGUGGGUUUAGUAAUAAUUAAAAAAAUUUUUUUUGAUUAUUAUACUAAUAUAUAAUACAUACAUCGUUUAAUCUUAGAAAUAUUUUUAGCUCAAUUAAAAAAGCAACUCUUAUUAAAAAAAUGCCUUGUAAUUCUUGUAUUCCUCCCCCACCUAUUUUUGAUAUUCCCCCACCUCCAGAUCCUUCUCUUAUUUUACAUUUAUUAAUUGAAGAUAUUCAACAACAACAACAUUCAUUACGUCCCCAACAAUUUUAUUCUUGUUUAAAACCUUCACCAUUUCCUUCUUUUUUAUCCAAACUUUUAUUUGGUGCGGAUUGGCUAUUACCUUUUUUGGCUAUUUUUCUUUUUUGUAUUUUCACAAUAUUUGUUGGAUUAAUUAUUUUAAUUAGAAAAAGAAGAAAAAAAAGAGAAGAAGAGGAAAUGAGGAGAAGAAGAACACAAAAUAAUGGAGGAGGGGAAAAGAAGAAAAAAUUAAAUAGAAAAAGGUAG
Messenger RNA from Meloidogyne enterolobii, 774 nucleotides. Lineage: Eukaryota; Metazoa; Nematoda; Chromadorea; Rhabditida; Meloidogynidae. The record is from the annotation of a GenBank genome assembly.